AUGUCCUCCCCCGGCACAGAGAACGUCGUCAUCGUCGGCGCAGGCAUCAUUGGCGUCGCGACCGCCUACCACCUCUCCCUCCUCUCGCCCACGACGACGAUCCACCUCGUCGAGGCCGCGCCGACGCUCUUUCACUCCGCGUCUGGCAAAGCCGCUGGCUUCCUCGCGCGCGGCUGGUUCGCGCCCGCGUCUGCCGCACUCGGCGCGCUGUCCUUCGACCUGCACCGGAAGCUCGCGGCGGAGCACGGCGGGGGCAAGGCCUGGGCGUACAGCCCGAGCACCGCGUAUUCGAUCUCGGACGCGCAGGCGCCGGAAUCGGCAGAGAGGGGAGAGGACUGGCUGUUUCAAGGGACGAGCAGGGCGCUCAUGGCCGGGGGUGGCGCUCAGCAGCGCUCGGGGGCACCAGAGUGGUUGGCCGUAGGACGCGCGGGCGAAACUUCCGGUGUAGAGAAGAUAUCGGAUCCGAGCGGUACUGCUCAAGUGGACCCUCUCCUCCUGUCCCAGUUCCUCUUGGACCAGGCCCGAUCGCGCGGUGUACAGCUGCACCAUCCUGCAACGCCCACCGGCGUGGUCACCUCACCCUCCAACGCCCUGACAGGCCUCACCAUCCGCACUGCAGACGGCGCAGAACAGACGCUACCCUGUGACUCGCUCAUCCUCACCGCCGGCGUCUGGACCCCCCGCGUGUUCUCCACACUCUUCCCCUCCUCCUCGACACGCCUCCCCAUCACACAACUCUCCGGCUACUCCCUCGUCCUGCGCUCCCCUCACUGGGCAGAAGACCCCUACACCGACGACUCGCCGCGCACCUCGCACGCCGCAUUCACGACGGACCCCGCGGCGGGGUUCUCGCCCGAGAUCUUUAGCCGCGCGAGCGGUGAUAUCUACCUUGCGGGCCUUAACACGACAGACGUGCCCGUUGCGGACGUCGGUGCGCAUGUCGUCCCGGAGCCGCGUGAGAUCGCGCGCCUGAAGGACGUCGCGAAGAAGAUGCUGGGCACCGAGCAGCUGGACAUUCUGAGCGAAGGGCUCUGCCACCGCCCCGUGAUGCCCACCGGCAUGCCGCUGUUGACAGCGCUGAGCGAACACCAAACCGGCGUGGUGGGCAAGGUAUGGGUGUCUAGCGGACACGGGCCUUGGGGCAUCUCUAUGAGUUUAGGUACUGGCUUAGUCUUGGCAGAGAUGGCGCUGGGAAAGGCUCCGAGCGCAGAUGUCUCGCAGUUAUGCCUAUAG
Heterobasidion irregulare TC 32-1 is the source of this 1233-nucleotide messenger RNA. RefSeq lists its product as uncharacterized. Gene Ontology annotation, biological process: retrograde transport, endosome to Golgi. Gene Ontology annotation, molecular function: oxidoreductase activity. The coding region runs from base 1 to 1233 and encodes 410 amino acids. The record is from RefSeq and is a predicted model, not a curated record. The transcript is spliced from 2 exons. Lineage: Eukaryota; Fungi; Basidiomycota; Agaricomycetes; Russulales; Bondarzewiaceae. Gene Ontology annotation, cellular component: late endosome; cytoplasm.